Molecule: messenger RNA, 4885 nt
Organism: Sphaeroforma arctica JP610
Lineage: Eukaryota; Ichthyosporea; Ichthyophonida
Product: STE/STE20/FRAY protein kinase
Exons: 14
Biological process (GO): protein phosphorylation
Molecular function (GO): protein serine/threonine kinase activator activity; protein serine/threonine kinase activity; ATP binding
Source: RefSeq, a predicted model, not a curated record
UUGUCUAUGUGCGGGUCCCGCACCAACCCCCCAGCGCUGAUUCAGACUCUGAAGAUGCAGCAAUCAAGAACAUUCCGCUGCUAGCGGGCGAAUUCAAUGACUGGACGCCGGCGCAGUGUAGGUAUCUGCGACAGAUGGAUUACAAAACCGUACAUCAGCUUGACGCUACCGCGGCAACCGAUACACGUCCUGGUACAGAGGGUUAUUGGUACUGGACCUGUAUAGACGAGCGCAGAGUGGCAGGCCAGUGUGAGUUCAAGGUGGUGUGGGAUGGUAAGUGGUUCGGCAACGCAGAUGAAAGCAAUUGCACUUUCUCGCACGUCACAGAUAAUGGUACGAUGGCGCUAUUUGUGACCAUCAAUGGCAGCCUGACACACGCCAGCGCUACCCCUUCAGAUGUCGACCAGAAGCUCUCGGGCCUCCAGGAUCUGGAGAAAUACGUCGAGAAAGAUUCGUCCUCGUCUGCCGCCGUCAGAGAUGAGCUGGUCGCCAUCAAGGACGAGCUUGUGGACGCUGUGGGUGGCUUUGAUAUGUUGGACGAGCUCUGCGCCGGCGACAAGCCCUACACAAAGGUAGAGGACUAUCUGGCUUAUCUUUGUAUCCGGGGGUACACCCAUCCCUUCUGGAGUAUCCUGGGUCAAGAAACCCAGUGCAGAGUGCAGGAGAUGCUACAGAGCUCCACCCAUCGCACAGACAGGGCUGGGGCUAUGGCAAAGGCACCACGCCGCGACGAUGGGAAUGAUACGCGCACAGCUGAGGUUGCUGUUGCGGCUGCAGAGGGUAUGGAUACGGGGGACAGGAACGGCUGUAUGGGCUUGGAGGCGGAUACGCACAUGGUAACCAACACAGACGGAACACACACGGACAUAACAGUGAGUGUCCUCGGGGGGACGGAGGAGAAGAGACAAACAGGUCCGGUGGAGACGGGGGUACGGGCUUUGGAUGGGGACAUGAACACAGACACAAAUGCACACACAAACACAGACAUAAACACAGACACAAACAAAAGCACAGACACAGACACGUGUCAAGUAGGCGACGAGAUGGCGACACAUACACACGCAGAGAGGACUUCGGAUCAACCGACAUUGGACCACGGUUGUGAAGCGGGCAGUAGACAAGAGAGGGGUGCAAAUAUGGACGGUGAUAGUAUGCGCAAUAGCUCUGUUGACGCCCAUGACAGUGACGUAUGGGACACCGGUGACACCGACAAGGUCCAUAACACAGCUAUGCACCACCGGUCCAAUACCACGCAGAAUGGGGCCAGUCCCAAUGGGGUCAAUGCAGCCAUGUACCGCACUGACGCAGACGUCCCUCAUGACACCAACGGCGUCGCGAGCUCAGGCGUGGACGCGGAUACAAGGGAGAGUGCGGAUACUGUCGGGUCUCAGGGGUUUAGUCGCACUGAGAACAUGGGGAGUAUACCUGUCAACGACCCAGUCAGUGGCAUGAAAGACCUGUGCGGCACCAGUGACACCGGUGACAUCGCCCGGGGGUGUCAGGCUGACCUGCCUGGUGUGGGUGGCAGAGCCACCCGCGCACACUCCCCUACGCUUGAAGUGCGGCAUACGACUACGGAGACGCCUGCUAGCUCAGAUAGCCAGACAUCAGGAAGUGGGGCGAUGGAGGUAUGUCACACGACCACAGACACGCGCAGAGAUGCGGCCCAACCCGGCGGGAUAGGAAGUACCACCCCACCCACAACAAGUAUAAACGUUAACGGGGUUGUUGGUGAGAGUGUGGGUGCAGGCGCUGGGACGCAGCAACGACCAGCCUCACCAAUUACAAGUACGAAAUACAUAAACGUUAACGGAGUGGCUAGUGAGAGUGUGAAAGCAGGCGCAGCCUCACCUGUCCACACACCAACGAUGAAGUCCUCUGCGUGGCGAGUGGACCAGGCCAGUCCAGCGCGAUCGAGAUACAAAAAGCGGGACGAGGAGGCGGUCCGUGACCAGAGCUUCGGGGUAACGCGACAGCCCACCCUGCCCGAUCGCAUGGGAAGAGGUUUCUGUGUCGUGCGCACAUCGAGCACUCUUACGGCCAACGGUCACCACAGUACUAAGGCGCCCGGGCCCAGGAAAAAGGGGAUUGGUGCAGGUGUGACAGGUGCAGACCCCCCACGGUUGAUAUCGCACCUGUUUAAAACGGAUCAGGGUGCGCGGAGUGGCACGGCGAGUACUGCACCUGGACAACGGAAAGGGGGUGCAGGCCCUGGCGCUGCACCCGAACCACUGGGUGAGGGUUUACAGGGGGUGGCACGGGGUUUAGCCCAACUGACCACCGGAGACCCGUCAACCCAAACACACAAUGUACUGCCACCCAGGAGUGUAGUACACGCGCAGAUGCAUACACAACAGCCGCCGAUGGCAAUGCCUGCACAGGGCAAUGCAGGGGGCCUGGUGCCACCACUGCUGCAGGUUGUAAGUGGACAACAGCAGGCAGGCGCUAAUAGGCAGUCACCAAUGGCACUGCCGACACACCAUCACAUGCCACUGCCGGGAGGAAUGAGGGGACAUGAACCACAGACCUAUCAGCAACAAACCGUGCAUUCACAACAACAACAAGCGAUGUACCAGCAACAGCCGCAACAGUACCAGCAGUACCCGCAGCAACAGUACCAGCAACAACCACAGUAUCAACCGCAACCCCUACAGCAACAGAAUAUGCAACAACCACAGAAUAUGCAACAACCACGGAAUAUGCAACAACCACAGAAUAUGCAACAACCACAGAAUACGCAACAACCACAGAAUAUGCAACAGCCACAGAAUAUGCAACAACCACAGAAUAUGCAACAACCACCGAAUAUGCGACACCCGCAAUACCCACAACCACUGUUUCAGCAACAACAGUGCCUGCCGCCUCAUCACCACCCUCCACACCACCAACCCCCGCCGUACCAAAACACCCACCAAUCCCACUACCAGCACCUACAACCACAUCAACCCCCACCAGACCACCAACGCAGGCACGCACCGCAACCUGCACAUACGCCACCUGUACAACCACACAUGCACGUGCAACACCCCUUGAAUGUGCACCAGAACUUGAUGCCGACACGGUACAUACAGCUGACUAUUAUCGAUGCGGAGACGGCCGAGAUCACCAGUUCGCCGGUAGUACAUCCGAUGUCUGCGACGCCCGUGGAUGUUAUCCUGGGUGCAGCCGGUGCACGCUUGGGCGAGGGUUUCUUGUCACAUAAAGUCAAUGAUCGAGUGGUACUGUUCUAUGCGCCUACCGAGAAGCAGAGGGCCCUGUGCGUUAACAGCACUGCGAGCACCAUGUGCCGUAUGAAUUCUUUGUAUAUAUUGAUUCUGGUCACACUGCCCUGCCCAAUCACAUUUCAGAAUGAGAUCGCCGUCAUGAUGCAAUGCAACCACCCCAAUGUGGUGACAUACCGCACAUCCUUUGUUGUGCAAGAAGAGCUCUGGCUAGUUAUGCGCCUGCUAAGUGGAGGCUCGGCCCUGGACAUUAUGCGAUGGGUGUCGCCUCAGGGGUUAGAGGAGGUCAUCAUCGCCUCGAUACUAAAGGAAAUACUGAAGGCGUUGGCCUAUUUUCAUAAGAACGGGCAGAUACACAGAGAUGUCAAGGCUGGAAACAUCCUCCUUGACACAGACGGGACAGUACAACUGGGUGACUUUGGGGUGUCGUCGUGGCUGGUAGAGGGAGGAGAGCGCAAAGACAACCGACAGACCUUUGUGGGCACGCCCUGCUGGAUGGCUCCGGAAGUCAUGGAGCAGGUUUCUGGUUACAACACAAAAGCUGACAUUUGGAGCUUUGGUAUCACAGCCAUCGAACUAGCAACCGGGCACGCGCCGUAUGCACGUUACCCGCCGAUGAAGGUGCUCAUGCUGACACUUCAGAAUGAUCCUCCCACGCUGCAAAUCAACGGAGAGCACUCGCGAUAUUCGAAAUCAUUCAAGAAAAUGAUUGACUCCUGCCUGGUGAAGGAUCCCAACAAAAGACCUACCGCAGACGACCUCUUAAAGCACUCGUUCUUCCGUCUAUCUAAAGGCAAGGACUACCUGCUCACAAGUCUUAUGGCCCAGUUACCACCACUAGCGGACAGAAACAAAUCUUCAGACAAAGCCAGUCGGAGGGACGCCGGUGGCGCAGACCAGGCCAAAGACAAAGAGGACCGAUGGGACUGGGAUGACGGCGAUGAGGAGGGCGCUCCAUUCGACGGCGGCCCUAGUUCGCCACAACAGGAGAGUUUAGAAACACAGUUCAACUUCAAGCUCAGAAUGCGCGAUCGAGAGAAUCAGCUUAAGGAUAUUGAGUUUCCGUUUGAUACGCAUACUGAUACGGCCGAGUUGAUUGCCACGGAACUGGUCGAUGCACAGCUCGUGCGAGAAGACGAUGGACAGAGUGUACAGAAGGCUAUUGAAAAAUUACUUGGGGACGCCCGAGCGAAAGAGACUAAAUUCCGCGUUAGUAUGCCACCCGAUGGUGCAGAUUUUGAUGAAGAAACGCUCAUGGGAUACGCUCUGCUGUUAAGGGAAUGAUACUAAGACGCUCGGCUGCCAAAUAAUGAUACAGUUGUCCUUCAGGAGGAUUUUCCAAGCAUGGCGUACGAAAGAACAUGAUCAGAUACUGGAUGCAGUACUAAGCCCCCGCACAUUUGUGGCAGGGAUAUUGCUUGCGAUUGUACGUGCCUUGGCCAUUAAAGAAUUUAAAGUAGUGGGAAAUUUGUGUACCUAACUUUACGGAGCUGGAGCACGCACAACUGAGUUGGCACUCGUGCGCACUGAAAAGGGAGGGAGACGCUUAUGGUUCACCAAUUAUUUCACACAAUAGGAAGCUCGCCAGCGGUGACUUGCGGAUUGGAACUCAUAGAAACCAAAUCUAGGUUAAUAUCUAUAAAAAAAAUACUAAAUUUCGAAAA